Molecule: messenger RNA, 3582 nt
Organism: Haplochromis burtoni (Burton's mouthbrooder)
Lineage: Eukaryota; Metazoa; Chordata; Actinopteri; Cichliformes; Cichlidae
Product: cell division control protein 42 homolog
Biological process (GO): small GTPase-mediated signal transduction; modification of synaptic structure
Cellular component (GO): dendritic spine
Molecular function (GO): GTPase activity; GTP binding
Source: RefSeq, a predicted model, not a curated record
AUGCAAACUAUAAAGUGUGUGGUGGUGGGUGACGGUGCAGUGGGAAAGACAUGCCUGCUCAUCUCAUACACGACGAACAAGUUUCCCUCUGAAUACGUUCCUACGGUGUUCGACAACUAUGCCGUGACGGUGAUGAUCGGUGGAGAGCCGUACACUCUGGGACUGUUUGACACUGCAGGUCAGGAGGAUUACGACAGACUGCGACCCCUCAGCUACCCUCAGACUGACGUCUUCCUCGUUUGUUUCUCUGUUGUAUCACCUUCAUCUUUCGAGAACGUCAGAGAGAAGUGGGUGCCAGAGAUUUCACACCACUGCCCACGGACGCCCUUCCUGCUGGUGGGGACUCAGGUGGAUCUCAGAGACGACAGCAACACCCUGGAGAAGUUGGCCAAGAACAAACAGCGAGCCCUGAGCUGUGAGAGCGGAGAAAAACUGGCUCGUGAGCUGAAGGCCGUCAAAUACGUGGAGUGUUCGGCUCUGACGCAGAGGGGACUGAAGAACGUGUUUGACGAGGCCAUCCUGGCAGCUCUGGAGCCUCCGGACACCAAACCCAAAAAGCGCUGCGUUCUGUUGUAGACGCCACGACAAGAAGAAGAAGAGGAUAGGAGAAGGUGGAGGUGGACCAGGAGGAGAUUAUUAACCCAGAUGGGAACUGAGGGGGGGAGGGUAGACGCAUUUAAACAGUGCCUUCAGCCAUAGUGACUUAACGUGGGUGUGGUGUUAGAACGGAUAGGCGCUUUGUUUUCAUCACCGUAACAUGACUAACAUGUUUGAGCAACACUCUUCGCUAACCUGGAAACAGGGUUUUAAUAAUCGCAGGAAGCAGAUUGAGCAAUAGUAGUUUAAACCUCAGAUGCCUUGAAGAUACAAACAAUGGAUGGAGUCACGUUUGCAGCUGAAACUUAACAAAAACUUUUAAAAUCAUUAAAAAAAUCUACAAGGAACUGUAUAACAUAUCUGAAAUAAAUGUUGGGAACAAUGUGUUGGGUCAGUAAACUGCUGCUUUAUAUUUGUGACACUUGUGUUAGUGAUUGAUCUGCUGUUGAUUUCAUAGUCUUGAAAUAAUUUGUAAUCAUAGUUUGAACAGCUGUGGUGUACAGUAGCAGUGACGGGCGCUACACUGUUGAUCUCAACAAUAGCUUUUUUAAUUUGUUAACUUUUCCACGUUAAAACAAAAAAACUUUGAGCAGUAUUUUUCCCUUUUCUUUUGUUAACAUAAAGAUUAACUCUGUUUACAGAUUUUGAAUUUUUAUUUUUAACCUUUUAAACCAAAAAAUCGUAUGCAGUUGUGCAGGCUUUGUGGAUUUGUGUAAGACAUAAGAGAGACACGUGGCACUCGUAGAUUUUCAGCUGAGGACUCUCUAAAUACAACAAAUAAUAACCUACAGGAGAAAAAAGCCUAUUUCAAGUCAAACCUGUAGAGCUGCUUUGAUUAGAUUUGACUGUUGCUUCUGUAAGUGCAGUUUUGAUGUCCUGGUCAGCGGUGAAGUUAAAAGUAUUUAAGGCAGUGCUUUAAAAUAAUUGUCCAGAGGUGUUUCAGCGUAGCUGCUGAGUGGCUGUGUUUGCUUCUAGAAAGCCUUUGUUGACAUUCUGAUCCUGUGGCGAAAAAUCCUGUGAAACUUGAGGUAAAGGAGCUAGUUUGCUCUUAAUGUAUCCACAAUACAAUUCAAGCAAGUCCUUUUGAAGAAAGCAGGACAUCUUUCCAAGCAGCUGUAGUUUGAUCCCAACACAAGGUCAGAUAAAUCCUAAAGUAGAUAAACCCAUCCACCUCUGCUUAAACUGUAGAUUUAAAUGUAAUCAAAAGUGUUGAUCAUAAGAAAGUCAACAUUAGUGCUGUUUUAUUCGGUCACUGGUUUCAAAAAGAGCAUCAACAAACAUUUUCAGCACUCUAUCAUCUAGCCGACACCUUCGGGCAGUAAAAAAACCCUCCUAGCUGUUUCCUCCAAACACUGAAAGAAUGAGCGUUUAACCCAACAUGCUGGAGUGAACUCACGCCUGCAAACCGACCAGGGGAUUCAAACAAGGAACCUUCCUGCUGUGAGGCAACGCUGCUAACCUGCUAGCCUUCAGUUUAGGAUUGUUUGAGAGCCGCGUCUCCUCCUUAUAACGCCUCUGCGUGCUGUAGGUGCGAGUUCUGUAACUUGACUUCAUCCGUGUCAAAAAGAAUAACUGAGACUAAACAUUUACUAACUGGGCAGAAGCUGCACGUUACAGGACAACACAUGCAUUGGUGUGCACAGUAGCUAACAGUGCCUCAAUCUGUAGCUGAGAGAAGUUAGAAACUCGAUGUUCUCAUGUGGAUGCAUUGCUUUCCAAAGUAACAAAAAUAAUAUUCAGACUCUUUAAGUCUUGAAUUGUCUGAGAUUUCUCAAGUUCCACCUGGUAACAGGACAAAUGUGGGAUAUUCACAUAUUCAGUUUUCACCUGACCACAGAAACGGGAAUGUUUUGCAAGAAUUUGCAUGCAACUGCACACAACAUUAUAUAACUCCUAACAAUAACUUUUAACUGUAAACAUUAGUAGAGAUAUUGAAAAAGAUUGGGCGAAAUGUUCCUUUAGAACGAGUCACUGUGUGAAAACUGUGAGACGCGCCUUUUUUAAGUUUCUUAAAUGUUUUCCACCUUAUUAAACUGUUAAAGUCGACACAGACAAACGGCCCACGUGUGACCUCCUCUUGUUUUGUCCACUCCUGCUUCGCUGCUCCAGGCUAGAACCCGAGGUGGUUCUCUGGUGGCUCGUUGGCUCCUCCUGGAGGCCUUAAAGGGGAUUAGGCUGGUUUAAAGGAUUCUGUGUGUCAUUUCAUUGGCUAAAAUCAGACUGAUCAGUGUUUGAGAAGUUAAAGUUGAGUCUUUUAAAGACAUCAGUUCUACCUUCAUUCAUCUUCUAGCGGCUUCACAGUUUUUAUAUUUCAUUUUAAUGUUACUACCUUUAAAUAAGGAAGUGCUGCGCUGACCUUUAGAAAAAACCCUCCUCAGUGACUGAAUUCUCCCAGUCAUUUAUUGAAACCUGCUGCUCUGACAGCAAACUUGGACUGAAAGAGUCGGUGCUGCUUGUUUUUAUUCAUCUUUCAUAAAGUUAGUUAAAGCUACAAUCAACAAACCUCUGAUCUGAGGAUGGUUUAAGGCGGUAUGACUGGUGAGAUGUUAAAGUUCUCUGACACUGAUCAGGAGUCAGUAACACAUUUGAAACCUUUAAACUGAAAUCAUUUCCCAUUCAAAUGAACUGAAAUUCCACUUUCCCUCCUCUGUUUCUUUUCUAUGGUUGAUGAUGGUUUAUUCUGAUUAUGUAUGGAUGAUUAUAAGUAUUAUAUAGAUUUUUUUUCUUUAUUGUUUCCUGGUGAUUUUUUUUUUAACUUGGUGUUUCUGGGAUUUUAAUUCCUUUUCUCUUUAGACGUUUUUACUGACACUUGACGGUUGAGUGCCAACAGCUGGUUCGAGUAUUGCUGGCCGGGUUGAAACUAAGUGAUAACAAGCUUCUAAUGGCAGGAGAGAAACAUGAGAGCCGAAGCAAGAAUUAAAGAUGUUUUAAAAGAUGAAUGUUGGAAGUGGUGGGUGUUUGGAAAUAAUAAAACCAGUACUUGAA